Schizosaccharomyces osmophilus is the source of this 2592-nucleotide messenger RNA. RefSeq names its product ATP-dependent RNA helicase Dbp10 (gene dbp10). The coding region runs from base 1 to 2592 and encodes 863 amino acids. The transcript has 2 exons. The record is from RefSeq and is a predicted model, not a curated record. Gene Ontology annotation, cellular component: nucleus. NCBI's taxonomy places the organism in Eukaryota, Fungi, Ascomycota, Schizosaccharomycetes, Schizosaccharomycetales, Schizosaccharomycetaceae. Gene Ontology annotation, molecular function: RNA binding; ATP binding; RNA helicase activity.
AUGUCUGGAUUGCAGGCAGUUGACGAGGUAGAUAUUGCAGGUUCUUUGGCGCCAAAGAACCCCAAGUCUGAUGGCUUUGGCACAGGAAUUGCAGACACUUCGGUAGUUUCCGAAGACGCCAACAAUGAACCAGAAAAUGAAGAGGACGAUGAAGCAUUCAUUGCUUCAAACAUUUUAAAAUCAAAUAGAAAAACAAAAGGAAAGAAGCUUGGUGGCAAAGCUUCCAACUUUCAAGCGAUGGGUUUGAGUCCAAAUGUCGUUCGUGCUAUUUUAAAAAAAGGCUUUAAGGUUCCCACCCCUAUUCAAAGGAAGACAAUUCCUUUGGUUUUGGAAGGACGCGACGUAGUCGGUAUGGCUCGUACUGGUUCGGGUAAAACAGCCGCUUUUGUAAUUCCCAUGAUUGAACGUCUCAAGUCUACCUUGGCACAAUCAGGUACCAGAGCCAUAAUUUUGUCUCCAAGUCGUGAACUUGCCUUGCAAACAAUGCGAGUUGUUAAAGAUUUCAACAAAGGUACUGACCUUCGGGUUGCCGCAAUCGUUGGUGGUGUUAGUCUUGAAGAACAGUUUAGUAUUAUGACCUCGAAGCCAGACAUCAUCAUUGCUACUCCCGGUCGAUUUAUGCAUCUUAAAGUUGAAAUGAAGCUUGAGCUCAAUGUAGUCGAGUAUGUAGUAUUUGAUGAGGCUGAUCGUCUUUUUGAAAUGGGUUUUGCCGCUCAACUUACUGAAAUUUUGCACGAUUUGCCCUCUUCUCGUCAAACUCUUCUAUUCUCUGCUACUUUACCUCGUACUCUUGUUGAUUUCGCAAAGGCCGGUCUUCAAGAUCCCGUCUUGGUGCGUUUAGACGUUGAAUCGAAAGUUUCUUCUGACCUUCAAAGCGCCUUUUUUUCCGUCAAAACCGCUGAAAGGGAAGCUGCUUUACUAUACAUUAUACAAGACGUUAUCAAGUUAACCCUCAAACGUGAUAUAAAACCCGUGGUUUCUAUGAACUCUGAAAAUCCUAGAAAGCGUAAGAGAAUUAUGGAAGCUGUCAGUCAAGGAAGAUUUUCUGGCUCUUCUGAUGCUACCCUUGUGUUUGUACCCACCAAACACCACGUUGAAUAUAUUUCUAAUCUACUUAUCCUUGCCGGUUAUUCAGUAUCUACCAUUUACGGCUCACUGGAUCAGGAUGCCCGUACGAAUCAAAUUAACAACUUUCGACUUGGUUACACUAAUGUACUUGUUGUGACCGAUGUGGCUGCUCGUGGUAUUGAUAUACCGCUUUUAGCUAAUGUUGUUAACUACGACUUUCCUCCUCAGCCGAAAGUUUUCGUUCAUCGUGUCGGUCGUACUGCUCGUGCUGGCCGUACCGGUUGGGCUUAUACCCUGGUCCGUUCCGAAGACGCUGGUUAUUUUAUGGAUUUACAAUUUUUUUUAAACAGGGAAAUUGUCACCACUAAUAAGAAAGUGAAAACCGCAGAUGAUUGUGACUUUACCAAGCAAUUGGUUUUGGGAAGUCUACCAAUGGCGUCUGUCUCCGAAUUAUUUGAAUGGGUUCAACGAGUCCUUGUUGAAGACGUUGAAAUUGAGCAAUUAUUUAAAGUAGCUGCUCGUGGUGAAAAAUUAUAUUUUCGUACAAGGCCAGCAUGCAGUCCUGAGAGUGCUAAGCGGGCAAAGGAACUAGUAAAUACUAGCGGUUGGAAAUUAGUAAACCCCUUGCUCGGUAAUUCAACGAAUAUUGAGGCAGAUUCGCAAUUUAGUGACCUAUUGGCAAAGGUUUCUUCAUUCCGCCCUUCCGAAACUAUUUUUGAGAUUGGUCAACGUGGACAACAUCGCUCUGAUGCUGGUGAGAUUAUGCGCCAACGAAGGAGUAAGAUUAAACCGAAAGGUCCCCAACACACUACCAUUGAUAAUGAUGUACUAGAUGAUGGGGAAGUUCCUACGAUUACAAACGAUGAGCCAGGACUGUCUGAAGCAGAGCUUGAAAACACUUUCAAAACCCCUCAGAGUUUGAAAAAACAACAGAAGGACUCUCGUGAUUUUCGCGAUAGAGAGUACUACAUGUCUCACUACGCACCGAAAGAAAAUAUACAAGAAAGUGGAUAUGCCGUUAAUUCUGGAGAGAACUUUUCAUUGGCAGCUCGCCACGCUGUUUUAGAUUUAACCAAUGAUGAUGGAUUCAGUCAAACGAACAGUGGUGGGCAACGCUGGGAUCCCAAGAAAAAGAAGUUUGUUAAUACCCGUAAUGAUGAAGACGGUUCUAGAGGUGUUAAAAUCAUUCGUGGUGAGAGUGGUGUGAAAUUACCAGCUACAUACCGUAGUGGUAGAUUUGAGGCUUGGAAGUCUAAUAAAGCACAGGGCAAUAAUAGUUCCAUGCCAUUAAAUGACAAUGGUAAUAAACAAUUCAAGCAUAAACAGGUUAAAGCACCGAAAGCCGCUGACAGAUAUCGUGAUGAUUACAGAGUUCGAAAGACCAGAGUCAAGGAAGCCAAAGAAAAGGGUAUUGGUGUUACAGUUGGCAAUGAACUUAAGUCAGCUCCCCAAAUCCGGAAGGAACGUGAACUCAAAGAAAAGAGGAAAGCUAAGACUGCUCGUCCCUCCAAAAAACGCCGUUAA